This is a messenger RNA of Ilex paraguariensis (yerba mate), 246 nucleotides long. NCBI's taxonomy places the organism in Eukaryota, Viridiplantae, Streptophyta, Magnoliopsida, Aquifoliales, Aquifoliaceae. The record is from the annotation of a GenBank genome assembly.
AUGAAGACAAACCCUAAUGUCGGCCUUGAAGAGAUCCGUGAGCACUUGGAGAUGGUAUGGCUCUUGUUGGGCAUAAAACAAACAGGUGGAGACAAAUUGUUUGUUGCCAUCAAUUCCUCAGAAUCAGUGGGCGCCAUGAAAAUAACAGAAACAAGUCCUGCAACUGAAGCUUCACAUGCACAAAAAAGAGACCACAGCAUUUACAUCAGCAACAAACUGGUGAAGACUGUUGCUUUGGAAGCUUAA